Lotus japonicus is the source of this 1060-nucleotide messenger RNA. RefSeq names its product glycine-rich RNA-binding protein 3, mitochondrial-like. The record is from RefSeq and is a predicted model, not a curated record. Lineage: Eukaryota; Viridiplantae; Streptophyta; Magnoliopsida; Fabales; Fabaceae. Gene Ontology annotation, molecular function: RNA binding. The coding region runs from base 152 to 841 and encodes 229 amino acids. The transcript has 4 exons.
UUAUUCAAUUACGGCCCAAAGGAGAGCGGGUUGAAACCCAUUUCCUUUUAUUUUUAUUUUUAUAAAAACCCAUCUCCAUCGCAUCUUAGUUAGGGUUUUAUCCAUACACAAACGGCUCAGAGAGGACGCAGCAGCAGGUUACAGCAAUAUAAUGGCUUUGUUUGGUAGACUCGGGAACUUGCUUAAACAUGCAGUGAAUAGGCAAAUAAUUAGUUCAGAAAUCCGUUCUCGUUUCCUGGCUACACGAUCCAUCAAUAAAGCGGCAUCUGCUCCUACCUCAAUGCUCUUUGUAGGAGGCAUUUCACCUACUACUACUGAUCGUCAUUUGGAUGAUGCCUUCUCAAUACACGGUGAUGUUUAUUUAGCAACGGUAAAGCACACAAAAGUUGAUGGUAAACCCAGACAAUUUGGCCUUGUCGCGUUCACUACAGUUGAGUGCGCAACAAGGGCGCUUCAGGCGUUAAAUGGUCAGGUCCUGCAGGGUAGACGACUCAGGAUAAAUUACACUAAAAAUAGCCAUUCAUAUAUGGAUGGUCAUCAUUAUGAUCCUCCAUGUAGUUGCCAUCUGUGUGAAUUUUCUGACAAUUUCACCCUUCCUACUGACGGUAUAAGUAGUUACAGAAGCAAAAUGAAGAAAGUGAAUUAUGGGUGCGGUGAUGGUCUUGUCCUUCAUCAAAUUAUUCACUCUUUCGGUGAUGAAACUUCUCCUGGUUCCGUUGCUAGUCGUUUUGUAAUUGCUGUAAAGGCCUCGGAUAGUAGUAGUGGUGGUACAACAUGUAUUGGUAACAACUCAAAUGGUGGACAUGAUGGAACUUGGGGGUUGGAACAUGGGAGAGCAUGAGGAUUUGGGAGAUUUUGAAGACUCAUUGGAAUGAAAUUUCAAGGAUGAUUAAUGAAAUUAUGUAAUUUUGUCUCGUAGAAGUGUAAUAAUAUUUAUUGGUAUUUUUAUUUGAGGAGGGCUCAAAUUACUUCAGGAGUAACUUUAAUGAGUUUCUCCCCUUCCUAACCCUCCAUUCUAUUUUAAUUAAACGGUUGUGAUUAAUGGAAAAUUGAUUGCUCA